Molecule: messenger RNA, 675 nt
Organism: Amphiprion ocellaris (clown anemonefish)
Lineage: Eukaryota; Metazoa; Chordata; Actinopteri; Pomacentridae
Gene: pfdn6
Product: prefoldin subunit 6
Exons: 4
Coding region: 120-500 (126 amino acids)
Biological process (GO): protein folding; chaperone-mediated protein complex assembly
Cellular component (GO): prefoldin complex; cytoplasm
Molecular function (GO): protein-folding chaperone binding
Source: RefSeq, a predicted model, not a curated record
CUGUAGCCGCUGCCCCUUCCUGUUAGCUUCCACUGCUUUCAUGUCAGACCACAUUUAGCUUCCCUUCUCUUUGUCACAUUCAUUCACUUUACAGUGCUUUUUAAAAACUCUAACCAAACAUGGCAGAGGCCAUUCAGAAGAAACUAAAAGCGGAGGUAGAAAAAUAUGCGCAGAUGCAGAAAGAUGUUAGCAAGAGCAUGUCAGCCAGACAGAAGCUGGAGACGCAGCUAGCAGAAAACAACAUCGUUAAAGAGGAGCUCGAUCUGCUGAACAGCUCAAACGUCGUUUACAAACUGAUCGGUCCUGUAUUAGUAAAACAAGACGUGGAUGAAGCCAAAGCCACAGUGGCAAAAAGGCUGGAGUAUAUCAACGGAGAGAUUCAAAGGUACGAGUCGGUCCUGAAAGAAAUGGAGAAGAAAUCUGAACAGCAUCGAGAAGUGUUGACUAGUUUACAGCAGGAAUUUCAGAAAGCUCAGGGCCUCGCUGCUGGCAAAGUCUGAUAUACCAGGAUUCUUCUGCACGCAUGCUCACACACACACAGUAGAAGGGAUUAUAGUGGUAUAAUGUAAACCUGCUGCAUUAGGCUGAGGAAAUUCUGCUCCUAUCUUGUCAUUCAUUUGCAGUGUUAUUACUGUGACUUUGCUCUUGUUACUAAUAAACAUGUUUUUCAUGAAA